Ostreobium quekettii is the source of this 1443-nucleotide messenger RNA. The record is from the annotation of a GenBank genome assembly. Lineage: Eukaryota; Viridiplantae; Chlorophyta; Ulvophyceae; Bryopsidales; Ostreobiaceae.
AUGGAGGACGAAAUGGUGGCAAUGGACUGGGGCCACCUGCCUCUUGUGGUGCUGGACAGGCUCCACGAACUCCUGAAGAAAGAGAAAGCUUGUGGCGUCCUGAUGAAGUCCCUGCGACUGGUCAAUCUGCACUGGGGCCAGUGGGCAACAGGGGCCAUCCAGUCAUUGAGCCUUUCUGGCGAGCAGUCCUUGGAGGAACUCGUGGCGGCCAUAUCAGAGAGGUUCCCCAGGGUGCAGAGCUUGAAGUUUGCCAGGCACAAGGGCUUCAAGGAGGAUGACCUGCCUGCCCUGGGCAGACUGCGGUGCUUGCAGCACCUAGACUUCGGCGGGAAGUGCCAAAUCACAAAUGGUGGUCUAGAGGUGGUGAGCAGUCUGGAGAGGGUGACCUCCUUGGAUCUGACGGGCUGCUCGAGGGUUGGUGAUGAAGGGAUUGAGCACUUGCAGAGACUGACGGCACUGCGGGAACUGAACCUUCACGGCUGCAGCAGCAUAUCGAACAAGUCCAUGGCGUAUAUUGCACAGCUGGAGGCCCUGGAACGCCUGAUUUUGGUGGAAUGCAAGAAUCUGACAGAUGCUGCAUUUGAGCAUUCCAAGAGAUGGACAGCCCUAAAGGAUCUGCGGCUCUCAGGCUGUGGGAAAAUCACCGAUGGGGCCCUGGACCACAUCGGAAUGUUGCCCACCCUGCAACGCUUGAAGCUGUGCAAGUGUAAGGAGCUGACUGAUGCAGGGCUGCAGCAUGUGAGCAAGCUGAUGGCCUUGGAGACUUUGGAUUUGAGAUUGUGUGAGAAAUUGACGGAUGCAGGGAUAGGGCCCAUUGCAAGGCUUGGUGCUCUCAAGUGUCUUGUGCUGGCAUGCUGCAGGAGCAUCACAGAUGCGGGUUUGCGGCUUGUUGGCAGUCUGACCUCGCUCGCCCACUUGGACCUGUCAUUCUGUGCGGAGAUCACGGACCAUGGUUUGGGACACAUGGAGGAAUUGACAAACCUGGAGAGCCUGAAUUUGUAUGCUUGUGAGCAUAUCACAGCAGAGGGUUUGGAGGUGGUGGGUGAACUCACAAGCCUGAAAGACCUGGCCUUGACUCGCUGUGUGCGAGUUACUGACGAUGGUCUGCAGCAUGUUGCCAAACUGCAACGCCUGCAGCGCCUGUCCUUGUUUGGCUGCGUGGAGAUUACUGAUGCUGGCCUGGAGCAUGUUUCCAAGCUUACCAACCUGGAGCGGCUGAGUUUGGGUUUUUGUGCCAAAGUCACGGAUGAGGGCUUGCGCAGUGUUGGAGCGCUCAUUUCUCUGCGGCAUCUCAACUUUUUUGGGUGCACUGAGAUCACUCCAGCAGGGGUGGAGUAUGUGGGGUGCCUGCCGUAUGUGGAUAUACUGGGGGUGGACGUAAAAGGAAAGAUAACUCCGCAGCCCACCAAGGCCUCGACGACCCAACCCCUGUGUGGGAGGUGA